CAGCAAUAACUACUGUGCAAUUGAGGUUUAUUAGGUGCUGCAAUAUAUGCAAGCGAUGGAAAGAUUCAAUCACUGCGUGCCCUCGUGGAAAACAAAGCAUUACGGAGCAGUGGUUGGAAACGCUGCACAAAAACAAAAACGCGGUGGCAAACGCGACGCCACCUUUAAACGCCAGCCGUUGAAGGAGAAUUCCGACUCAAAUACAGACAAUAGCGAAGCGCAGAGUACUCCACACAAACGGCAAGAAAAGCACUUGGAACUGCUAAAUAAGUUUCGUCAACAGGCCAAUUCAACAACAGUGCACUCGGAUACAAAUGACGAGUUCAAGGACUUCGAUGUCUCACAUAUUCCGAUGGAGCCAAGAACUACCAAAGGCGCGAUUACUGUACAGCUCGUUGCCCCAGUGGCAAAGAUUCAACAAGAGACAACUAUGGAAAAUGAGGCACCUGGACGCAACUUGGAAAAUUCCCGCGCAGAGCUGGACAUGCGUGCUAUUAAAAGCACUACCACAUGUUCAAUCCCAGCCAUUACAACACAGUCCAAGCAAGAUCCGUGUUUCGAGCGCAUGCAACGUGAUCUCAACAGCCCGUCUGCAUUUUUGCGCGCUCGUGCCAUACGUGCCUUAAAAAGUCCCAGCAAGGCUGCUUAUACACAAUUCGAUGUGCCCCACGAGGAACAAAGCAUUAUUACAACUGAGGAACGGAAUCCGCCGGCGGAACCGACAUUAGCAGACAUACUAAAGGAUGUAAUUGUCUACGUUGAGGUUCGCUCUGGAGUUGACAAUCGGUCGGAAGGUGUGAAAACUGUAAUUGCCAAAAUGGGUGCUCAAGUCAAUGAUCGACUGCUGCGCACCACUACACAUGUCGUUUUCAAAGACGGCCUGCUAUCAACGUACAAGAAAGCUUGUAGCUGGAACGUUCCUGUAGUUUCAAUAUUGUGGAUUGAGGCUUGUAAAAUGCAUCGGAAGCUGUGCCCUCCUGAAAUGUUUCCCAUUAGCAACAAACAUCUCUAUGAAUAUCCAGAAUUAUUUCCUAAAUUGUCGCGCGUUCGUUGCAUACAACCCGGUGCAGAGCUUAAUAGACGUCCACGCAAGCGAGUAGGUGGCACGCCUACAGGCUCCAAGGAUGUUGAAAGAGAAAAGACUGCUAUUAAGAAAGCCAAUACUACUUCAGAAACCACAACACCUACAUCAACUCCAACGUCGCGGCAGAAGAAGGACAUUACUCAUUUCUUUAAACCGCUCAGUCUCACCAAACAAAUUCACGCAAUCUGCGACGAAGCGUCAGCUGAAUCACCAGCUACUAAAUUACUUAACAGAAUUAGCAGCGGUCAGUUCACGCCGGUACAGACAGCUUCAAAGCAAAAGCAAGAGCAUGUUGAUGACAAUGGCAGUGGAGAUUCGCCAAACGUACAACCACCCAAUAAGCCGAGAACCAAGAGAAGUUUGAGCUUUGCAGAAACAAGGUCUGAAGGACCCAUGACACGUCGUCGCAGCUCCGUGGGGCUGGCGCCUGUGACCACACCAGCGCCAAUGACAAGACGCAGCAGUUCCUUGCACGUUUUUAACAACACACUGGAUAAUAAAACUGUUGAUGGUGAAACGAUUCCUGAGCCUCGUUUGACCCGGCGUCGUAGCUUAAUGAGUCUCGGAACAAAUUCUGUCGUAGAGCCGAGCACGCCGAAGGUUUGCAAGAAACCAUCUGUGCAGUCCAUUGCCGAGGAAACACUUGCUGAACCGGUGGUCAAAAAUGUAACCAAUUGCAUGGAAAUGUCCUUAGAAGUAAGCGUCGAGCAAUCCGCAGCAAUCGUGCCAAAACAACGUGCCACUGUAUACACUUUAGAAUCUAUGGAAAUAUCAAACGUUCACUGUCGUAGUGUCUUCACAUCCAGCACUGAUUUGGCCAAUUUAGAUACCCCAGCAAAAGGUUCUGAUAGAAAUCUACUGACGAAUGUGAUGACUCAAACGUCCAUUCAUAGCACCGAUGGUGAGCACACACCAGUGCCAGUUUUUAGUUCCACGCGGUUACCCGGCAGCGCUCCAAGCAGACGCUCGAUCUAUAGCGUGGAUAUAGAACUCAUAAAUGAACGUAUCAAUAGCAUCAACAAAUCGUCUCAACGUCGUUCCUUAGCGAUGAUGCAGCAAGACAACCUGCCUCCCACAUUGAAUAAGAGUAGUAGGGAUACACCGCUGGCGGUGGCUCAGCCGUCAACAGUCGACGCAAACCAUACGAAUAAUAAUACGGCUGAGGUAACCCCUUCGCAGCCAAAGAUGCGGAAACUAUUUACACCAAAUGAGGAAAUAAUAUUUUCACCACCGAAAUCAUGCAAAAAAUCACGUCCUAGCUUGUGCGCCACCAUGCCCAACAGCUCCACCAAUAAACGCAGACGUACCCUGGCGGCUGCUCCAGCCACCCCAUCAACUGAUUAUAAAAAAAAGGAAGUUGCUAACACCAUGAAUGGCUCCGGUGACGAGGCAAUGCUCAAAGCCAUCCAACUUAAGACUUUAGGUCGUCGUAGUACGUUAGAUUUUGAGCAAGCUAAUAGUGGUAAGGCCCCUCCCCCGACUGAGAAUAUUGUGCAAUCUAACAAUGAGGACGCAAAGGCUACCGAUGAAGAUAAUGAUACCACGGAGCGCUUCAUGACGCCAGUCGGCUCAGAGGAAAAAAUAACAGCAAAUACGGAAGAGAAGCCUCCGCCGAAAAAACGACGUCGCAUUUCUCGCACCCUGGUACACACCAAUAUGCACCAGGAGCAGAUACAAGUGAUUCAUCAGGCAAUAAGAAAAAUUCGUGGUGUACGUCUCGACCCAACUGUGGGACCACGGACGACUCACCUGAUUAGUUUGGAGCCACGGCGCACACUCAAUCUCCUGCGGGGACUAAUGCGCGGCGUCUGGAUUGUUACAUACAACUGGAUAUUGGAUUCGGUAAGAGCUGGAAAAUGGGUGAAUGAAGAAGCCUACGAAUUAACUUCAUUUUCACGCGCCGUUGAGAUAUGUCGUACUGAGCGCCAAGCGUUUGGGGUUCAUUAUCGUUGUGAGCUCUUCAGGUAUAUGGAAAGUUUUUAUGUGUCCUCGCUCUGUCGUCCCGUACAUUUCAAUAACAUGAAGGAACUUUUACUUCUGGGCGGCGCCACGCUCACAGAGAAUCGCUACAAGGCGAAAUAUGUAAUUGGCGAUAAGCGUCGAGCUGAAGAUGAUCGGAUAUAUCUGUCACCUUAUUGGGUUCUAGACAGUAUUUCAGCUAUGCAAAUACAAAAGUUUGGUAAAUACAUAAUGAAGAGUGCUAUUGUAACGCCAGUGGGUAUCAUUUAUGAGAAUCCCCAGGAGAUGCGAAUCACAUAUCAAGACCCAGAAUUCAUUAUUGAUAAAUAGAAAGACUAAGUAUAUAAACAUUUCGACCAAUUUCAUCAAAUCUUUUUUUCUGCUGAAAAUAAAGUAAAAACGUUGAAUUGCUGAUUCUGAACUUUAGAGUUACAAUAAAAAAUCGUUAAGUAAAAGUA
Molecule: messenger RNA, 3501 nt
Organism: Scaptodrosophila lebanonensis
Lineage: Eukaryota; Metazoa; Arthropoda; Insecta; Diptera; Drosophilidae
Exons: 10
Coding region: 47-3373 (1108 amino acids)
Biological process (GO): mitotic cell cycle
Source: RefSeq, a predicted model, not a curated record